AUGAGCUUCAAGACUGUUGCACGAGCGACACCGACACUUGUUGUCCUGCUUCUUUUCAACCUGAAUCUGAGCUUCGCAGCACCCCCGGUUUUCGCCUACCCGCCGGGCACUGUUCAAAAUGCGAAGCGGAAUGUCACACAAGCGUUCAAAGAUGCCUUGACGCUUGCAAAGGUGGUCGCGAUAACCGCCACUGACUGUGACCCGGCGUUUCUGCGGUACUUCCAACCACAAGACUACACGUUCGUGCAGCGGGUAUUCAAGACGAUCGCGAAUAUGGACCUCUUCAUGGAAAUCAACGCGCAGGACAUCCCGCAGCUGCUGUCGGCCUCGGGCCCGGCCUCGACGUGGAACCCGGACUUCCUCGCCCUGUGCAUCGCCUACGGAGACAACCCGUUCAAUCCACCGGCAAGUGGCCACUCGUGCCUCGACAGCGGGGACAACGCGUACACCAUCUACGACACGAGCGCCGACGCGCGCUUCUCGGGCCUGAUCUCGCUGUGUCCCGGGAGCGGACUGUUCACGUACCGCCUCUCACUCAAAGACACGGAGAACCCGCCCGCGUGGGCCAGAGCCGGCGGCAUGCCAGACGGCACACCUCUGCCUGGGUUCGGGUGCGCCGGGCUCGGCGACCGUGACACGGCGUUCAUGAAGGUGAUGGGAUCGACGGUGCUGCACGAGCUUCUGCACUGGCCGUGGAUGUUCCUCAGCGUGCCGGACUAUGACAGGCUCAUCCCGGACCACGACCACCGCAUCUGGGACUACGACGGGCCCUGGGUCCCCGGCGGCGCCUACGGCCCGUACAACACCAUGCGCAUCAACCAGCUCCCCGCCGACCCGCGCACCGGAAAGUCCCAGUCCCUCCAGAACGCCGACAACUACGUCUGGUACGCCCUGUCGCGUUACUGGUCCUUCCGCUGCGGGCGCUCCUUCGGCCCCGCCCUGUCCGCCGCCGACGACCAGAAUCUGCCGACCAGGGCGAGGGGGCCGGGAGGAUAG
Messenger RNA from Cladophialophora psammophila CBS 110553, 996 nucleotides. RefSeq lists its product as uncharacterized. NCBI's taxonomy places the organism in Eukaryota, Fungi, Ascomycota, Eurotiomycetes, Chaetothyriales, Herpotrichiellaceae. The transcript has 2 exons. The record is from RefSeq and is a predicted model, not a curated record. Gene Ontology annotation, molecular function: metallopeptidase activity. Bases 1 to 996 code for a protein of 331 amino acids.